AAAAUCACACCACAUACUAUCAAGUGAAAUGACUUAGCCGUUCCUGAUGAUUUUAAAUUUGAUAAUUACUUACCGUCAAUCAACUCACAGAAAGUCUCUCACAAUCAGUGUCUUCGGUGCCCUUUUUCUUAGAGUUAGUGUCCUCCACUUAUAAAAUCAGGAGUAUUAAUUUGCAAAAUGGAAGUUCCUCAGACGGAUCAGCUUUUAAGAUUGCUGCUCUUUUUCGGAACUGUCUCAUCCCUACUUGCCAUGGGGCACUACGGAAGAUUAUGGCGGCCACCUAACCGAGCCGAAAUGAACAGCAAAGUUGAGCACUUCGAAAUAUGCCCGGAUGUGAUAGAUAAGAAAUCAAACUUAACAUUCAUUCAUGUCCAAUUUAGACAGACCGUCACGGUGAUGCUGGGCAACAAGGUCCACGUCAAAGCACUGGGUUGCAAACCUCAUAAUAUUACGUGGGAAGCAGACAAUGGCACACUGCAUACACUUCUACUUGUGGAUCCAGAUUGGCCCAUCAAGAAACCUCGCACAAUAAACGAGUUCCCACACUGGAUGGUUGGAAAUAUUCCAGGGAGCAACGUUGAGAAAGGGGAAACCAUUAUCGAUUACGUUGGGUACCGUGCUACCAUUAUUGAUGAAAAUCCUCAUAGGUACACCUUUUUAGUAUAUGCGCAGCCUAGCCAUGAACCUAUUAAAUUUGAUGAGCCACGAUUGAACAACACACAAAUUUAUGAACGAGAGCGCUUUGCCAACUUUUCGGGUAAGAACAUAGCGAAGAAGUAUAACCUGAAGAACGUCGCUAUUAAUUUCUUUCUCGUAAGCCAUAAAAAGAAGUAUGUAAACGACGACUAUUUGAUUGACAUAGAAUACUGGGACGACUAAUCCUUUUAAUCAAACGUCGUGCGGAUAACAGCAUUAAUUAAAUUAAUAAAAAGGAGAAGCAGAACUGUCAGCGUGAGACUAAUUCUUUGCCUUUUCUUCUUUUUUUAUUAUUUAUAAACGCAUAACUUUAUAUAGAAUUGUCAUAACUACCGAAUAUGAUCUCUAGUAUCCACUGAUAUUGUUUAAUUUAGUUUACAUGAUUCAAUUUAACCAAACAUAUGAUAUGACUAUGACUAGGUCUCACCACAAGGGUCCGUGAAAUGUAAUCUCUACGUCCUUUAGAUUAAUUGCGGAUGUAUACUUAUAAAUCUGUAGAUUGGUAUAAUGUGAGUACUUAGUGGUAUAAUAUAAAGGUAAAAUAAAUAAGAUAGUAGUAGCUUGAUUAAUUGUUGUAAUUUGAUAGUGAGUGACUUUAGACUUUUAUUUAACAGACUUUUAGACUUUAGAAAAUAGACUUUUUUUUAGCUCAGGUUUUUGAGCCACAAAUAUUGUCAAAUUACCGCCAACUACAAUUUAACUACAAUUUUACCAACUGAAGGAAAAAACUUAAGACAAAUAACAGUAAAAACUAAAGUCAAAGUCGUUUAAAAGUCUCUCGGAGCACAUUAAAAAGGACCGAUUUAUUGUUUAUGUUACGCCAAAGUGUUCCUGUUGUCGAGUGGUGUUAAAGCCUAGUGAAAUAGUUAGUGACCUUUCACAUUUUUUGUUAUAUCCACGUUCGUUUUGUUAAAUGUACUUUCCGUUUUUCGUUUUGUUAAGUGUAAGUUGUUAUCGAACUCCGACUCUUUUCAUAGACUUGCUGACUGUGAACCGUGAAUGUGAACUUUUCUAAAAGCUUAAAAAUUAAAUAGAAAAAAAUAAAGUGGUUUUUAUUAUUGGAGUAACAA
Molecule: messenger RNA, 1766 nt
Organism: Bemisia tabaci
Lineage: Eukaryota; Metazoa; Arthropoda; Insecta; Hemiptera; Aleyrodidae
Product: protein D3
Source: RefSeq, a predicted model, not a curated record